AUGGCGUCCUGGGAUCUUCUCGACGAGAAAGGCGAAUCCGAGCUUCACAAGAGCCGGCUGCUCAACGUUGAAGAAAAACCCUUCAAGCGCAUCACCAAGCGACUCUCCUCCAUCUCCGCGAUUGUAUCCAGCGCCAUACAGUCCGACGCUACCGUCCAAAACGGCCAAACCACAAGCAGCGCCCAGCUACAAGAAGACCUCACAUUCGACUUUGCCGCCUUUGAGAGCAGCAUCGCCCGCUUCCAGUUCCUCCACGACGCAAAUGUACGAGAGCGGCAACGUUACGAGGCGGACAAGCAGCGCAUCCUGGCAGAGUGCCAGGCUGCGCGCGAAAACAACGCUCGGCUGCGGGAACAGCUGGAAGACGCCAAGGCGACUUUGGCGCGGCGGAAGAAGUUCGAUGAGCUGGCGGAGAAGAUCCUCUCGAACCGUUUGCUAAGGCCACGCGAAGACCAGUUUGCGGCCCUGGAGAAGCUGGAAGAAGAGUGCAAGGAGCUGGAGCGCGAAAGCGAAACAUACAGUGGAACGUGGAAGGAGCGGAGAGACCAGUUCAACAGGAUCAUGGAGGAGGGCAUGCUGCUGAGGCGGCAGAUUAGAGACGAGAAGGAAGAGGUAGACAGGAGAGAGGGCAUGAACGAAGGCGCAGAGGACGAAGCGGAGGAACAGCGCGGCGGCCAGACGCCCGGCGUUGAGCCCAGCGCAACCGGGACGCCGCGCCCAGACGGCGAGGGCACCCUCAACGAAACGCCUCAGCCAACGAUAUCUGUGGACGCGCCGACGCCGGCGGUCAGCUCGCCGCGACCGGAUCGGCUGCAGCAGCUGGCUGCCGAAGGAACGGGCUCGAGGGCACCCAGCAGGGCUUCGACGAGGGAGCCGUCGCGGACGCGAUUGCGGGAGGCGUCGGGGAGCGAGACGGGCGAAGAUGUUGAUAUGGAGGAUUCGCGACGUGAGGACGGUGAAGAGGGAGAGGAGGAGGAGGAUGAAGACGACAAGACGGGUGCACGGAAUGGCGAUAAGAUGGAGGUUGAUAAUUAG
Trichoderma reesei QM6a is the source of this 1035-nucleotide messenger RNA. RefSeq lists its product as uncharacterized. Gene Ontology annotation, biological process: mRNA processing. Lineage: Eukaryota; Fungi; Ascomycota; Sordariomycetes; Hypocreales; Hypocreaceae. Gene Ontology annotation, cellular component: THO complex part of transcription export complex. Bases 1 to 1035 code for a protein of 344 amino acids. The transcript has a single exon. The record is from RefSeq and is a predicted model, not a curated record.